Hymenoscyphus albidus is the source of this 1874-nucleotide messenger RNA. Lineage: Eukaryota; Fungi; Ascomycota; Leotiomycetes; Helotiales; Helotiaceae. The record is from the annotation of a GenBank genome assembly.
GCAACCCAAUAAACGGCCGCCGCCCUACCCAUACCAAUACCCCUCCAGCUGCUCAACAAUGUUCGAAGACUUUCUCAAGAGCGCGAACAAUAACCCCGUGAUCAUCCAACACCUUUGCGAUUCUCAACGAAGUAAGAGAAACGAAGAACAGAAGCACCAUCUACUGAGCGAUGAUUUCAAAGGCGUGAGACCCGAUCAAUACCUAAUCAAUUACCUCAACGACCCGAAAUAUGUUGACCCAAGAAACAAUUUGUGUAUUUGGGCGAGACCUACAGAAGCUGUGAUGAGACUGGUGGCGGAAAUUCAGAAGGAAUUACUUACCCUGGCUCCUGGUACGUGGAAAUCCUAUCUCACAUCGAUCUGAGUUAUCAUUCUGACAUAUUGAUUUGCUAGGUAUAUGGACAACUCCGCUUGAAUCAUUACACAUGACAGUUCUCGAAAUCGUACAUACGGCCACCACAGAAGAGGUAAACUCAUGUGCAAAGAAGCUCCAACCUUGCUUGAAGGAAAUGGUCAACUACACGCUCGAUCAUCGAACGCGGCUUGUCAAACCGAAACUGAAUUUUGACGACGCGGCUGUGGCUCUUUCCUUCGUGCCUGCGGCUGGUGAGGAUAGGGAUGGUGCAAGUGAGGAUAGAGAUGAUGCAAGUGAGGAUAGGUAUACGUACCUACACCUCCGCUCAGACUCUUCGGAUAUUUGUUCGAGGAAUGGAGUUGAGGUUGCGGCGAGAUAUGAGACUACUUCGAGUCAUAUGACGGUGGCUCGUUUCGUUAGGAAGGAUGAACAUGGUGAGAGGGAAGCGAUGGAGUUGUGGAUAAGUAAAAUUGAGUCUUUGAAUCGUUGGCUUGAGGAUGAGUGUUUUCCACAAGAGAAUCUUCAAGAGAAGGGGAGAGGAGAGCAUGUUGGGCUUGAGUGGUACAUUGGGGCAGAAAGGGGACUUGAAAUUCGAACUCGGGAUCUUUGGUAUGGGGGUGGGGUUUCUGUUGAAGUCGGGGAGCACUUUUGAUGGGAAAUCUUUCUCUUGAUUGAUUCAUCUGUGGGAUUCGAGUGGGAAUAUAAAGUAAAUCCCUUGUGAAAGCAUGGAGAGCGCUCACCAAAUAUGCUAACCAAUCCAUGAACAGGUUUUCAAUCGCCCGAGUGACCCUUAGCACUGGUAUUCGCAUGCUACUUCCUACCGUAAGAUAAGGUGAUAUAGUAACUGUUCAAAUGGAUACUCAGCCUUUAGGCCAACCCAAAAUCUGGGUCUGACAUCUAAAGUUGUUAUUCUACAAGCAUCUUACAGGUGAGAGUUUCAGCAACCUGCAAAAGAGAAAAGAGAAAACGCAUUGAAGACCACCAUGAAAUCUGAAGCAUCAAAUCGCCGGGGCGUUAUCAAGGUCCCUAGACUCUAGUUGCUUUUGAAAACACCGUCUAAACCGAGUAUCAGAUAAAGAAGCAACCUCUCCAACCUUAUAAUCAUCUCCCCAAUCGAUUAGAGGAUCCAAGAAAAUCACAAACAGAAGACAAAGAACCACGAUAGCCGUUGUAGAACAGCGAGAGUCGAUUUUCCAUAUCCCCUAUAUAUAUACCACCCUUCUUGUCGGCUAUUUAAAAAUUAAUGCUCUUCUACACUCGCUGGAUUCAAGUAUCGAUCGAAUUCUAGUAGGCCCUCCGAUACUUUCCUUUCCAAUUUGGAUUCCCCUAAAGAAGGGCAAGAGCCGGAAAGUAGAAAAGUGCGGGCGAAGGAUAGAGUUUGAUCCGUAUGGAAAGCUGAGAAAAACAUGAUACCGACCAAAAACUGAUUCUUACGAUGAAGGAAUGUGUUCUAAGCACCAAGUGAGGCAGCGGGCUUGAGAUUAGCGGAUAGGAUGGCUUUCGUUGGGGUGGUAUGGUA